AUGGUCCCACUUAAUUUUAGCUUAACUGUAAAGACCUUAGCAUUUUGUCUAGUGCAACAUCGCAACAAGACUGUCAAGGUAUCCGCAUACCGUCGUCCGGCACGAGCGUCUCCAACGGGCCAGGCGCGCAAGGCACACAUCGGCGUGAAGCGGCUCUCCGCGGAGUAUGUAUCGCCAGGAGAUGUGCUAGUGAAGCAGCGGAAGACGAUCGCGCAGAAUCCAGAUGUUACGCGUAACCGGCACUUCAAGAUCUACCCCGGCGAGAACGUCGGGGUAUCUUCGAAGACAACCACGCUUUUCGCGCUCGCCGCAGGUCGUGUGAAGUACACGCACGACGUAUAUCGCAACGUUAAACUUGUUAACGUGCUGCCCGAGCCGCCGGACGAGUUGCUACGCGAGGAUUUGUGGCGCUACCGCACGGAGCAUGUGUCUAGCGUCCAGGACAACUGCGCAUUGGUGUGGCGCCGUGUGAAGAGCGCCCACUACAUGUUGCAUGCCGACAAACUGGUGAACCCGCCACGCAAACCGCCACCAAGGGCGCGGUUCCUAUCACGCAACGACCCCUGGAACAACCAGGCCUACCCCGACCUGCCCAUUAACUACAGGUUCCCGCCGAAAUGA
Molecule: messenger RNA, 621 nt
Organism: Babesia ovata
Lineage: Eukaryota; Apicomplexa; Aconoidasida; Piroplasmida; Babesiidae
Exons: 1
Coding region: 1-621 (206 amino acids)
Biological process (GO): translation
Cellular component (GO): mitochondrial large ribosomal subunit; ribosome
Molecular function (GO): structural constituent of ribosome
Source: RefSeq, a predicted model, not a curated record